AUGGCAGCGGAGGGGAAAGUGUCCAUCUUGUUCACGGUGCUUGACAAGACAGAUGCUAUAACCGUCAAUGCCUUAGAGUUGGACAUCGAUAAGGAGUCUGUGAGGUUAGAUCCCGUUGCACCCACCAAAGACGUUCCUGGUGUUCGCGGCAUAAGCUACAAGAACCAGUCACAGCUGCUCGUCAUCCAACUCGAUACAGAAUUACCUCUCCUUGGGAAGUUCAAAGUUCAAAUAAAGUAUCGCACUCGUGUAGACUUGGAGCCCCGUGGGAUUUACGCCUUUACUUACGCCAAUGCUGACGGGAAGAUAUGGAAAACGGCAGCAACGUACUUCAACAAUGGUUUGGCCAGGAGAGCAUUUCCCUGUUUCGACGAAUUGUCCUUCAAAGCGACCUUCAACUUGACCUUGCUGUGGAAGGCUUCAGAGAGCUUUAGCACGUGGUCCAACACUGAAAUCUGGUACCAAGAACCACGUGAAAAUGGAAUUAUUGCCGAUGUCUACAAACGAACACCGAAAAUGUCCACACACGACUUGGCCUUCGCUGUCGGUAACUACGCCUACAUUCAGAACGUGACGUCAUCAGGAGUCAAGUUUCGUACAGUUUCGGCACCAGGCGACCUGCGCAGACUACAGUUGUUCCACAAGCAUGGUCCAGCUGUGUUUGAUUGGUUUGAGAACACGUUCGGCUCACCUUAUCCUCUCACCAAAUAUGACAACGUCGUGGUGAGGAACGCGGAACACGGCGUCGUGGGACACUUGGGCAUGACGACAUUCCGGGAGUCAUUAGUGUCCACGGAGGAAGGAGUCAUAACGGAGCAACGACUUGCACGACUCAUAACUCAAGGAGUCUCUCACCAGUGGUUUGGAGGCCUGGUGACCCCUGCCGGCGAGGAGUGGGCGUGGCUAAGUAGAGGCAUUGCCACGUUUCUGGAUUCGUAUGCACUGGCUAAGAUCUACCCUGAGUGGCGUGAGAUCGAGAUGUUUGUUGCAAAGGUACACACUAGUAUGAAGAUGGACGUGGAUAUAUCUCGGCCCGUCAGCAUCACGUCAGACAGACAUGAUCAGAUCACACGCGAGAAGGGUGGAAGUAUAUUCCGCAUGUGCUUCUACACACUGGGAGAAGAAGCAACUCUGAGGGGUCUAAAUACGUUUCUACGGCGGCACCAGUAUGGGAGCGUGACCUUCACUGACCUAUGGACAGUGCUGGACGAGGUGGCGAGGGAUGAGAACGUGACAAUAGACACCGAGAGUUUUCUGGAUCCGUGGCUCACACAGAAACACUUCCCCAUGGUGACGGUGCAAAGGUCAAGGUCAGGGUCAGUGCAUAUCAAACAGGAGUUGUUCAGGAAGGAUAUGUCCAGCCAGAUAGACAGCGGCUACGCACCUUAUGGAUACAUGUGGGAUAUCCCCAUAACAAUUACAUCGAGUGUGAAGACAGUCUGGAACACGGCCUCCCAGCACCGUGAUAUCCUGUGGCUGAGGAAGAGCGAGCCCGAAGCGACCUUUCACAACCUGUCCAUUCCUAAUGAGACGGAUCCCGAUGGCUGGUUUCUCGUCAACCCCGACGUCAUCGGCUACUACCGCGUCAACUACGACGACAGAAACUGGCAAGCAAUCCUGAAGCAGUUGAAGAGGGACCACACGGUGUUCUCUGCCAAAAGUCGGUCUCAAAUAAUCAACGAUGCUUUCGCCCUCUAUAAAUCACGGGCUCUGGAUGUGACGAUCGCCCUGGCGACACUAGAUUACCUGCAGCACGAGCUGGAUUACCUCCCUUGGCUGACGGCGUUACGUGAGAUCGGGGAACUUGAUGAUAUAAUGGAUCGGACCCGGUUGUAUGACGCAUUUGAGCAAUAUAUGAAGGACCGAUUGAAAGCAGCUUUCCAACACUGCGGGCUGUGGGCGAAUAUAGACGACGUCCCGAUGGAUAUGCUACAGAGGAAACAGAUAGCAGAGUGGGCGUGUCGGUACAGGCUGCAGGCGUGUUUGGAUGCCGCGUCUGUCGUGUUCAUUGAAUGGACCGAAGGGAAACGGUGGGUAUAG
Molecule: messenger RNA, 2040 nt
Organism: Haliotis rubra (blacklip abalone)
Lineage: Eukaryota; Metazoa; Mollusca; Gastropoda; Lepetellida; Haliotidae
Product: thyrotropin-releasing hormone-degrading ectoenzyme-like
Exons: 16
Coding region: 1-2040 (679 amino acids)
Biological process (GO): proteolysis; peptide catabolic process
Cellular component (GO): cytoplasm
Molecular function (GO): zinc ion binding; metalloaminopeptidase activity; peptide binding
Source: RefSeq, a predicted model, not a curated record